This is a messenger RNA of Exophiala bonariae, 987 nucleotides long. RefSeq lists its product as uncharacterized. The record is from RefSeq and is a predicted model, not a curated record. The transcript has a single exon. Bases 1 to 987 code for a protein of 328 amino acids. NCBI's taxonomy places the organism in Eukaryota, Fungi, Ascomycota, Eurotiomycetes, Chaetothyriales, Herpotrichiellaceae.
AUGAUCGCCCUUGCAGCUGCAUGCAAUUCUAGUAUUUCUGCAGUUGAUCGCACGAGGGUCUUACUGUUGAAGAAAAACCUUUCAAUCCGAGAGUUUUCGGUUGAGCCUGCUACUUCGGACACCGCAUUGAUCCUAUGUCGACUGCUGACAUGCAUUUCUCAAUGCACCGAAGACUGGGGAACCGCUGCGAUGCACAUGAAAAAUGGAAGGAAGAUUCUCAAGGAAGCGUGCCUCAACCGCCCUUAUCAAACAGAUUUAAUCAGAUUGAUGGCGCCCACAUUACUCGGGAUCUCUUCAGAUGCAAGUGAGGAUAGCGAAAUUGUCGGACAGAUGAAGUACGACAAACGACAAUCUUUCACGUCUCUGGUAUUCAUCCGCAAGCAAUAUGGACAAUUAUUGACAUCUCUACAUAAAGCCGAUUGGCCAUUUGUUGACACCGAUACGAACGCCCUGUUGCUCCUAGGCUGGAGCACAGUGACAAAAGCCAGUAACUCAAUGGCAUUUCCAGAGAUCUUUAAUGUCGCGUCCGACGAUCCUCUCAUUCCUGCGGCGCAAGUUCGAGCCGCUCUACUGACUGAGGGGAGACUCCUGUCUCUCGACCAACUGGUAGCUCUAUGCUUAAGAUUGUUUCGCCACGGCAGUGAUAUAUUCGUCGACUGUACAUCAAGAGACUGGAAUAUUCUCGGAGACUGGAAAUCCGACUUCAGGCUGGUUGUGGACAAUUAUGUUGCUCAUGCGAUAGAUGUCGAACCCCGGACAAUCGCAGGCACUUUCUGGCACUCAGAGAGAUUCUAUUCUCACUGUACAGUGGAGAGACACUUCAGGGAGAUGGGUGAGAGCAGUGACGACGUUGACUAUAAUAACCAGGCUUCAGAUUUCAACCCAUCCAAUGGUUCAGUGAACGAAUCGGUAGAUGACAGAAAAGGAUAUUACCUCGAGCAUGUGUGCCCUUACCGCAGCGGAUUUACACCCGCUUGGUACAGUUGA